Anoplopoma fimbria (sablefish) is the source of this 956-nucleotide messenger RNA. RefSeq names its product chromosome 23 C11orf98 homolog (gene c23h11orf98). The record is from RefSeq and is a predicted model, not a curated record. The transcript has 4 exons. The coding region runs from base 55 to 447 and encodes 130 amino acids. Lineage: Eukaryota; Metazoa; Chordata; Actinopteri; Perciformes; Anoplopomatidae.
UUAUUUCAGCAGCAGAAGAAGAACCUUCACUGUUCCACACGUGAGACCAGCAGCAUGCCUCCAUGUGGAAAAAUCAACAGACCGAAAACGGAACUCGCUAACAACGUUUUCAAGCGUCGCCGAGUUCUGAGCCGAGAGAAGAGGAAGAGACAUCUGAUCGUCGGAGCGAUAGUGGACCAGGGUCUCAUCACCGUCCACCACCUGAAGAAGAGGAAGUCGAGCCAGCGAGCGAACAUCACGCUGUCUGGAAAGAAGAAACGGAAGCUGAUCAAACAGCUGCAGCACAUGCAGCAGGAGAAGGCCGAUAUGGAAGCCGAAGCAGCAACAGCACAGAAGAAGAAGCAGGACUCGUCAUCGGCUCCAACACAGAAGAAGAAGCAGCAGAAGAAGAAGAAGACGAGCGCGGAUGGAUCUCAGGAGGACGUGGAUAUGCAGGACAUGGAGUGAAGACGGAGAGAACGAUGGACGCCGUUCUUCUCUGAGCUGAACUCUGGAGCCCGACGGAGCGUUUCCUCUGAACAAACGUUAAAGUUUGAAUCCCACGGGAAGAAAACCAAAACCACCAGGAGCAGCGGAAACAUACUCCGAUUACAAAAUACUGAAGAUGAUUCAUUUAUCAGAGUUAUCAGUGAGGACGUCAAAACUUUGACUUGAACAAUAUCUGAUUUACUGAAUCAAACUAAAAAGUUCUAGUUUGAUUUACUGCCUUCUGACUCAGAUUAUAACUUAAAGUCAAAUCAUAAGAUUUAACAGUUUGUUUUGACCAGUUUUUAGUUUUUAGUUUUGUCAUUAUUUCCUAUUUUUUAGUUGUUUUUUUGUUUUCCUUCCAGAAAUAAACUCCAAUAGAAUCCCGUUCACUGUCACAAUAACACUUAAUGUAAAAGUGUUUUCAAAUCUGUAAAAACCAGAAUCCUUCAGAACUCUUGUUGUUUUAUUAAACAGUUCAUUACAUUUAA